AUAAAGAUUAUUAUAUUGCAAUCUUUUAAGACAGAGAGUAUAUGGAAAUUUAUUAUCUCAUGGUAAAAAUAACAAUUUUCUCUUCACAAGUCAAUUAUCACUUUCUUCUCAUGACCAAUAAUCAUUAUCAUCCAAUAAUAAACAUCUAAAUCAACAACUAAUAUUAUUCUUUUUAAUUAUUAAAAAUGAAAAAAAUCCUCCACUUAAAGACUAACUAAUAAUCUAACCAAUGAACUCUAUUUUGUCGAUCAACCACUCACCAAAACCAAAUCAAACCCCUCCAUUUUCCCAAAUUUCUCACCCAAUUCUCUCUCCUCACUCCACAACACUCACUCUCUCUCUCUUCCCUCCCCUCCAAAACAAAAUGCAAGAUAUCAAAAACCCCACCAAAAAAUCCACCCCUUCUCUCAAAAAACCCAAACACAAACACCACAAUCACAUCCACCCUCAAACCACCACCUCCGCCGCACCAACCACCGCAUCAACCGCCCCAAACAUCUCCUUCAAACCAAACACCGACGUAAAAGGCCUUAAAUUCGGCGGCCAAUUCAUCGUAAAAUCCUUCACAGUACGCCGAUGCCGCCCUGAAGAACUCUCUCUCCUCCUCAAUCUCUCUCCUCCACAACCCCUCCGUUCCACCAUCGCUUUCCUCCCUUCCAAUUUCACCAUCUUAGCCCACCACGCUUGGCACACCCUUACUCUUGGCUUGGGCACCAAGAAAUCCAAAGUCAUCAUCUUCGUCUUCGACUCCAUCGCCGGAAAAUCAACCGCCGAUCUGACGUGGCCUCACGAGAUCCCUCUUGGUGACGUCAAUAAACGGUUGAUUCGUGGAAUGAAUGGGUGGGAUUUUGCCAGGUUUAAGUUUAGAAAAGGGUGUAUUACUUUUUAUGUUUUUGGUGUGAGGAGAAGCGGUGAGAGAGGUGGGUUCCAGUGUGGUGAGGAUUUGCGUAGUAUUCUACACUCGGUUGUUUCUCUUAAGGAUUUUCUUGAUCAUACGGCUAUGCUUGCUUUGCCUAAUCAAAGGUCUCUUAAUCAUUCUUCUUCCACUAAUAAUAAUUCUCGUUCUGUUGCUGCUCAUUAAUUUUUUUUUUUUUAUUAUAAUAAUUCUUGUAGCAGAGUAUUAUUUUUUGGGGUAAUCUUGGUUUUUAUAUUAAUUUUUCCUGGGUUUUUGACUUGGUUGUUGUACUUGUACAUGUUAUUUUGUUCUACUAAUGAUCAAUAAAUACGGAUAUGUUAGCUUUUUUAA
Molecule: messenger RNA, 1246 nt
Organism: Chenopodium quinoa (quinoa)
Lineage: Eukaryota; Viridiplantae; Streptophyta; Magnoliopsida; Caryophyllales; Amaranthaceae
Exons: 1
Coding region: 230-1081 (283 amino acids)
Source: RefSeq, a predicted model, not a curated record